Molecule: messenger RNA, 2564 nt
Organism: Closterium sp. NIES-67
Lineage: Eukaryota; Viridiplantae; Streptophyta; Zygnematophyceae; Desmidiales; Closteriaceae
Source: the annotation of a GenBank genome assembly
UUGAGGGGCUGUUGGCUCAGGGUGCCCCCAGCAGGAGCCCCCGUUUUUCAGGGUCGGUUGCAGCAAGUUCUAGACAAGAAGUUUGUUUGUCGGUGGACUUAGUUCUCGCAUAUCGUCUUGCCUCUCGUUCUCUCGCCUAUUUCCCGAGUUAGCUCUGUCUACCACGGGAGGCCACACGUCUCAACCCCGAGGGCCCGAGGUGUGCAUGACUUACAUCGAACGCAUCCCGGUUGUCCCGCCUCCCCGCGCCAACCAAUAGCGGGCGCUGACUCCCCGAAAGGAUGGCAGCGGCGAGGCAGUUAGGGGAAGGCAAGGGCUGACUGCUGUCGUGGGAGUGGCUGGUCGAGGCGAAGUGCGUGUGCCGCGCCCGUCAUGUGGGCGUCGCGCUCAGCAAAGCGGGCCGACGGGCGGGCGGAGGAGAGCGCAAGAGGGGGCGCGGGGACAGGCAAGGGAGGCAGGCGGGGCAGGGGCGGGCGAGGGCGCGGGAGAGGCAGAAGCAGCAGCAGCAGCGCAACGGGCGCCGGCUGGGACGGGGUUUUGAGCAACGGCGGUAGGGGAAGGGGAAGGGGCAGAGGUGGUGGGCGGCGACAGAGUGUUGAGAAAGAUUCUGAUUCAGAAGAGGAUGUCGAUGGCGAGGAUGACGAUGAUGAUGAUGCUGACGACGCUGACGAGGAUGAUGAUAGUGAUGUCGCGGAUGCUGACGAGGAUGGUGAUAGUGAUGACGCGGCUGACGAGGAUGAUGAUAGUGAUGAUGCGGAUGCUGACGAGGAUGAUGGUAGUGAUGAUGCAGAUGCUGACGAGGAUGAUGAUAGUGAUGAUGCGGAUGCUGACAAGGACGAUGAUAGUGAUGAUGCGGAUGCUGAUGAUGCUGACGAUGCUGACGAUGAGGAGGAAGAGGAGGAGGGGGGCGACGAGGAAGCGGAGGGUGGUGAUGAUGCGGAGGCCAUUGGCAAGGGAGGAGAGGACGAAGAAGGGGAGGCCGCGCAGGAGCGGCAGGUGGGGAGGACUGGGGCUCAGAGGAGUGAGGAGGGAGAGGGGGGGGAGGACGAGAAGGGGCAUCAGGAGGAGCACGCUGAUUGGGUAGUCCAAGCGAAGGAGGAGGAGGAUGCAAAGCCACAAGUGAGGGGUGCGAGGAUAAAGCUGGGAAGGUUCAGUCCGAGGGAGGAGGAAGAGAGGGUGGUCGUGGGAGCUGCAGGUGGGGGCAUGCGUGGCAGCGGUGGUGUGAAGGAGGUGUGUGCGAGGCUGGUUGCAGCAGAGCAGGGUGCCGGGAGCAGCACCCAUGGUGCCGCCACUGCAGCAGCAGCACCCGUCCCUGCUGGCGCGGGUGUAGGUGAAGGUGGUGCGAGUGUGCGGCCUUUGAAGCUGCGUGUGUGGGACGACAUUCUGCAGCGCUCCACUCGAGUGGUCCGCCUCAAGCCCAGCAACAGCAACGCCCGGCCGCGCGCACUGGGCGCUGUGGCCCGCAAAUGCAGAGGCCCGUGGGAGGCGUACGACCUGCCCGCGCUCCCUGCUGCUGCCGCUGGUGACGGCGAUGCAUGCGCUGGUGUUGCUGAGGAAGUGAAUGGGGAGGCGAGUGGCGAGGCGAGCGGAGAGGAUGCAAGGAAGGAGGGGCAGGAGGAGAAGGGCGAGGGAGGUGCGUGUGAUGAUGGGGAGAGAGAGGGCGCGAAGGAAAGGGAUGAUGAGGUGAAGCAUGAGGCGAAGGAGGAGAAUGGAGAGACUGAGCGGUCAAGGCAUGCCUUUGCAGCGAGGACGGGCGAGGAGGACGGGAGGCAAGGAGGUGAUGCGGAGGGGCACGUUUCAGCGGCCGUGGAAGCCAGCGGGGGAUGCUUGGAUGCUGCCACGAAGCGGCCUCAAUCCACCCGAGCGGUGGCAGCGGGCAGGCGUGCAUGGCCCAUUCUUCUGGAGACAUGGCACGGGGUGCUCAGCAGGAGAGAGGACAUGGAGAGCAUGAGGGAUCGGGUACCGGAACGGCCCAGGGGCAGCGGACAAGAGAAAAGGCAGGAUGUGAGUCGAAGGCGGAAUAUUGCUCUUUGCAGGGAGCUGAUUGCGAAGCCGGCAGUUGCAAUGCCCCCCUCGUGAGGGACUCGCAUGGCACCCCUGUGCGCACUGCUGUUGACCUGUCAUCCACCCUCAGCCCCACACACGCUACUGCUGCGGCUGCUGCUGCCGCUGCUGCCUCUGCUGCUGCUGCUGCGGCUGCUGCCUGCGAUCCCCUGCUCCCCUCCCGCUCCUCCCCUCCGCCCCCUGCCUCUCCUUUACCCGCAGCCUCGCCCUCGUCAUCGCUUUCACUGGAUUGUGGAGGGGCAAUAGUGGUGAGGGUGGCGGUUGGGGAUGGGGCAGAUGCACUGGGCCGUGAGCAGAGCAGGCGGGCAGAGGGAGCAGCAGGUGCUGGAGAAGCAGUGGAUGCAAGUGCCACACAGUCUGCAGCUGCCACUCCUUCCAGAAUCACUGCUGCCGCUCCUCCUCGUGUCCGUGCUGCCACUACUCCUGCUGCCACUACUCCUGCUGCCACUACUCCUGCUGCCGCUAUUGUUGCUGCUGCUGCUUUUCCUGUUGUUCCGGCU